Messenger RNA from Aphanomyces astaci, 900 nucleotides. RefSeq lists its product as hypothetical. Gene Ontology annotation, biological process: protein homooligomerization. Bases 1 to 900 code for a protein of 299 amino acids. The record is from RefSeq and is a predicted model, not a curated record. The transcript has a single exon. NCBI's taxonomy places the organism in Eukaryota, Oomycota, Saprolegniomycetes, Saprolegniales, Verrucalvaceae.
AUGACAAGCUCGUUCGAGUCUACCAACCAAGUGACCAUAGCCAUUCGCAAUACGUUUAGCCAAGUGAGUGCUGAAGCCAAGGCCUUGGAGACGAAAGUGGCUGCGUGGGCCGAGCUCGAAGACCGAAUUCGGCACAAUCUCCACAACCAGCCCAACAUUAUCACGUUGAACGUGGGUGGCACGACGUUCCAAACGUCCAAGGACACGAUUUUGCGUGGGGAAGGCACUUACUUUCAUGCGUUGCUCGGGUCUGGCCAGUGGAAACCGGAAGGAGGCGAGGGGUACUUUCUGGACCUGGACCCGACUCUGUUUCGACGUGUGCUAUUCUUUCUACGCACUGGAAAGAUCAUGCCGUUGGAUGGAUUGACCGAACCCGAGCAGGAUGAGUUUGCGGCGAUGCUGGAGUACUUGAAGAUAGACAAGUGGGCCCAAGCGCAAGCGAUACGCGUACGAUGGGACCCGAACGCCCACAGUCCAGACAUGAAUUUAUCCAACAACUCGAGAACGAUUGAGUUGUGUCGUUCAACCUUGGGAAAGUGGCAAUGUGGUGUUGCCACGAAGCCACUGACGGGAAAAUUUAAAGCCCGCGUUGAUUAUUCAACUGAUCAGUGUUGCAUUGGCCUUGGCCCAAGUGGAAUGGACAUCGCUUCCGACUCGUCAAUGCGGAAAUGCUACCUGUACCAGUCCACCGGAGCGAUUUUGAGAAUAUCUCACCAAGUUAUGACGCUUUCACCAAUAGAAACGGGCGACGUGGUGACGAUUCGGCGGGCGCCCUGGCAUGUUGAGUUUGCCGUGAACGAUGGCCAUCCAUUUAUGGUGAAUCUCGUGGACCCGUCCGAGGACUUGUUCCCUGUGGUGUUUCUGUAUACCCAAUGGAAAAUUACUAUCCUCGACGGAUGA